Messenger RNA from Colletotrichum higginsianum IMI 349063, 2733 nucleotides. Its product is annotated as Beta-glucosidase. Gene Ontology annotation, biological process: glucan catabolic process. Bases 1 to 2733 code for a protein of 910 amino acids. Gene Ontology annotation, molecular function: beta-glucosidase activity. The record is from RefSeq and is a predicted model, not a curated record. NCBI's taxonomy places the organism in Eukaryota, Fungi, Ascomycota, Sordariomycetes, Glomerellales, Glomerellaceae. The transcript is spliced from 4 exons.
AUGGCAAGCACACUCUCGCUCAAAUUUCUCGCCGUAACCCUUCUAGCCAGCCAAGCUUCCCUUUGCGAUGGAGCGGUGAUAAAUGCCAGAUCCGAUGUGCCUCCCGGAUUUGUGGCCGCUCCGUACUACCCGGCGCCCUACGGCGGCUGGGCAUCGGACUGGUCCGACAGUUACAGGAGAGCCAAGGAAGUUGUCGAUAGGAUGACACUAGCUGAGAAGACGAAUAUCACUUCCGGGACCGGCAUCUUUAUGGGUAGGACUAUUCUCUGUCGUAUGAUGCGCUUCAACCUGCUAAUCCGUUGCGUUGGAAACUCCGGCAGCGCCCUCCGCGUCGGUUUCCCUCAGCUAUGCCUUGCCGACUCGGCAACCGGCGUCCGCCAAGCCGACAACGUUACCGUGUUUCCAUCCGGCAUCACCACGGGCGCCACAUUUGACAAGGACUUGAUCUACGCCAGGGCUGUUGCUAUGGGCAAGGAGUUCCGGGGCAAAGGCGCCAACGUCUAUCUGGGACCGAGCGUGGGACCCAUCGGUAGAAAGCCUAGGGGCGGUCGAAACUGGGAGGGCUUCGGGUCCGACCCCGUGUUGCAGGGUAAGGCUGCUGCGUUGACCAUCAAAGGCGUCCAGGAGCAGGGCGUCAUCGCCACGAUCAAGCACCUCGUGGGCAACGAGCAGGAGAUGUUUCGCAUGUACAACCCUCUGCAGCAGGGCUACAGCGCCAACAUCGGUGAGGCCCCUCCCCUUUAUCGAAGAGUCAGAGAUUCGGCUACUGACCGAGUAGAUGACCGAACGCUCCAUGAACUGUACCUCUGGCCUUUCGCAGACGGUGUGCGUGAAGGCGUAGGUUCCGUCAUGACGGCUUACAACGCGGUCAACGGUUCGGCUUGUAGCCAGAACAGCUACUUGAUCAACGGCAUCCUAAAGGAUGAACUCGGUUUCCAAGGGUUUGUCAUGAGCGACUGGUUGUCUCACAUGUCUGGCGUUGGCUCUGCCCUCGCUGGCCUCGACUUCAACGCUCCGGGCGACCAGCAGGUGCCACUGACUGGCUACAGCUACUGGAUGUACGAUCUCACUAGAGCCGUACUGAACGGAUCUGUCCCUGUGGACCGCAUCAACGACAUGGCCACCAGAGUUCUGGCAACGUGGUACCAGAUGGGACAAGAUGAGGGCUUCCCAUCAACCAACUGGGCUACAGGAACCCGUAACAGAGUAGGGGACUUUUACCCUGGGGCAUGGCCCUUCUCCCCGAGCGGCGUCGUCAAUGAGUUUGUCAAGGUCCAGGACGACCACCACCUCGUCGCCAGACAGGUUGCGCAGGAGGCCAUCACCCUUCUCAAGAACAAUGGCAGCCUUCUGCCCAUCACGACCUCGGCGCCCAUCAAGAUCUUCGGUACCCACGCCCAGACAAACCCGGACGGGCCCAAUGCCUGUGCCGAUAGAGCCUGCAACAAGGGCCUGCUCGGAAUUGGAUGGGGCUCUGGAACGGUUGACUAUGAAUAUUUGGACGACCCGCUUACUGCCUUCAAGAAGAGGGCCGGUAACGUCGUGUACUACAACAGCGACUCUUUCCCAUCGGUCCCGGCCCCCACGGCGGAUGAUGUAGCGUUCGUCUUCAUCACUUCUGACUCUGGCGAGAACCAGUACACGGUAGAAGGCAACAACGGAGACCGCAGCUCCUCCGGCCUCAAUGCCUGGCAUAACGGCAACAAGCUCGUCAAGGACGCUGCCGCCAAAUAUCAAAGCGUCGUGGUCGUCAUCCACACGGUUGGUCCGAUCCUCGUAGACGAAUGGAUCGACCUCCCCAGCGUCAAAUCAGUCCUCGUGGCUCACCUGCCCGGCCAGGAGGCCGGCGAGUCUCUUGCCAAUAUUGUCUUUGGUAACGCAUCCCCCUCUGGCCACCUUCCGUACAGCAUGACCAAGAAGGAAUCCGACCUGCCUGCGUCCGUCACCCAGUUGGUCGGCGGCUCUCUUGGCCAGCCACAAGACACCUUCUCGGAGGGUCUGUACAUCGACUACAGGUACCUCCACAAGAACAAUAUCAAGCCUCGCUUCGCCUUUGGCCACGGACUGAGCUAUACCGACUUCUCCUUCUCUGAGGCGACCAUCAGCUCCGUAACGCCCCUAACCGCUUCGCCACCAGCCCGCCCAGCCAAGCAAGGCAUCCUCGAGUACAGCGCGCCUAUUCCCGACUGGACCGAGGGCGUAGCGCCGGCCGGUUUCAACAAGAUCUUCAGGUACAUUUACUCCUGGUGCACCGAGUCCGAGGCCAAGGACGCCGUCGCAGCCUCCAAGACAAAGACCUACCCGUACCCGGCGGGUUACAGCACGACCCAGAAGCCCGGCCGCCCCGCCGGCGGCGCCCAGGGAGGAAACCCGGCUCUCUUCGACGUGGUCUUCACCGUCUCAGUCAAGGUGACUAACACGGGCACCGAGCACUCGGGCAAAGCUUCAGCACAGGCGUAUGUGCAGUUCCCGGACGGCGGCCCCGAAACCCCCGUGAUCCAGCUGCGUGACUUUGAGAAGACGAAGAAUCUAGCGCCUGGAGAGAGUGCCACGGUGACGCUGGAGUUGACGAGGCGGGACGUGAGCGUUUGGGACGUGGUCAGUCAGAACUGGGUCGUGCCGAACCCGACGGGGAGGUACAAGAUCUGGGUUGGGGAGGCCAGUGACAAGUUGUUUUUGGCGUGUUACACGGACUCUGGGGACUGUGAGGAAGGCCUCGAGAGCCCCGUUUGA